Dinoponera quadriceps is the source of this 1283-nucleotide messenger RNA. RefSeq names its product BAG family molecular chaperone regulator 3-like. The record is from RefSeq and is a predicted model, not a curated record. The transcript has 3 exons. Lineage: Eukaryota; Metazoa; Arthropoda; Insecta; Hymenoptera; Formicidae. The coding region runs from base 1 to 669 and encodes 222 amino acids.
AUGAUCGAAAUUAGAUAUUCUUUCUGUCUCUUCACCGAGCAUGUCUUUCAUAUUUGUUUCGUAGGUCUUGUUAUCUGCGAACGUCGUCCAUUAUCGAGCAAAAUCUUGAAUCAUAAAUCGGUGACCACGAUCGCUCGUAAGAUCAAUUCGUCGAGAGUGCACGAUCGUAGUCGCCUUGGGGGUGGUGCAGACGUUUCUGAGGAACCUGGACCUGCACCUGAACUCGCAUCUGGACCUGAGCCUAAACCUGAAACAAAACCUGAAGAUGUUUCGCCGAAACUUGACAUCGAAGUAUCAAGUCCACCAUCCCCAUCACCGCCACCGACACCACCACCAUCACCACCAUCACCACCCUCGAAUUCACUGUCCAUACCUAUAGAAGACACCGCGGAAACAAAAGUUGAAGCCCAAAAUUCUGAAAACAAGCGGCCUCUCACUGCGAGUGGUCCCUGCUGCAUCUGCAUCUUACAGAAACCGGGAUUAGUCGGGGACAGGAAGGUAGAUGAAAUAAUCGAAUACGUGCAUCAGAACCUCGAGGAGGCCGUCAAAGCUCUAGCAACUUUGGGCGAGAACUUCGAACACGAUUUAAAGGUUGAGCCCCACAUUCAAGUAGAAUGUCGUAAAAGUGUUUCGACGUCUCGAGGGCGAAAGAGGCGAGGGUACAAUUGAUCACCCGAUACAAUUGAUAUUUUUGUAUUUUACGACGAACUCGUUGAAAACACGUAUACAUCAGUUUCGGCAAAUCGAAUAGCAAAUCUCCUUUCUCACCUGCAAAACUGAAUCAGAAGGGAGCUCAGUUCAUUUUCUCCAUUUUAUUUCUUUCCCAUACAAGCUGGUGUUCGUCGACAUCCUCGGCCGAAUCCAACAAUGGAGCGGUAUCGUGCAGAACAAAAUCGGCUCCUGUAAAAACGAGGUGAACAAGUUGAGCAAGGAAUUAUUGGCUCGAGCGUGCGAAGUGGCAGAUCUCAAGGCUCAAAUAGCAGAUUAUCAGAAUGUAAGAGAUGCCUUGUGCCUAAGGCUGUGUUGAUAAAUCAAAGAGUAGAUUACAAGCUGUUACCGAUUUUUACAAUCACGAUAGAGACGAUCGCCGAGAACAAGUAAUCAAUCGAGAAGAAUUGAUAAACGGCGAAUGAACGAUCAAUUGGAGAUACCUGAGCAACGUGACCCUGCAACACCACUCAAGGAAGGUGAGAAUGAUAAGGUAUAUGACGAUACCGUAGAACUAGAUGAAGAAGAAAAUACAGAAGAGAAAAAAACAAUGGAGUGGAGGGAGGAUGAAGAGG